CCCCGCAAAAAAACAUAUCCAGCUUCAUCUCCGCGGGCUCCGUUUUGGAAGCAUGGAUCUGAGAAGGCGCGAGACCUCCUCAUCCAGCCUAAGACUCCCUGUACUGCUUCUAUUUUUAUUGGCCGGCAGCGGGGCAGAACAAGAAGUGGAGAACCUCUCCGGCCUGUCUUCGAACCCCGAAAAAGCUAUUUUUGUAGUUCGCGAAAAUGGAACGACCUGUCUUAUGGCGGAAUUCGCGGCGAAGUUCAUCGUCCCCUAUGACGUGUGGGCCAGCAAUUAUGUAGAUCUGAUCACAGAGCAAGCCUACAUCCCGCUUUCCCGGGGAGCAGAAGAGCAGGGGAAAUGCGGCAGCAACGAAGCCGAGCUCCAGAUUUUGUGGAUAGACAGAGCUUACACCCUACGACUUUACUUUGUCAAGGAGGGUCGCAACACCAGCACAGGACCCGAGGCCUGGUGGAAAAUGAACAAAGUCCAGUUCGUCUACGACAGCUCCGAGCGCACCUACUUCAAGGACGCGGUUAACCCCGGGAAACACACGUCUACCACACGCCAUCUUUCUGCUUUAGUCACCCCAGCUGGGAAGUCUUAUGAAUGCCAAGCUCAGCAGACAAUCACCUUGACCUCUAGCGACCAUCAAAAAUCUGUAGUCCUCUUGCUGUCGGAGGUCCGCAUUCAGCCCUUUGACAUCAGCUCUGAUUUUACCUUCAGUGAAGAACACAAAUGCCAAGUAGACCAAAGAGAACAGUUAGAAGAAACCCUUCCUCUCAUUCUGGGCUUGAUCUUGGGACUUGUUAUUGUGAUCACCCUCGGCGUUUACCAUCUCCACCUCAAAAUGACCGCUAGUCAAGUCCAAAUCCCACGAGACAGAUCUGAGUACAAACAUAUGGGAUAGUAGCUGGCACGCUCACCAGUCAGCUGAAGCAAAAGCACUUUUUUUCUCCUGUAGGCCAGGGGCUCCCAUCUGAUGAAAUAAAACUUAACUACUUUAUAAUGACCAAAAGGGAGAGGGCAGGAAAGGGUGGGAGC
This is a messenger RNA of Lacerta agilis (Sand lizard), 1026 nucleotides long. It is a transcript of the gene LAMP5, whose product is annotated as lysosomal associated membrane protein family member 5. The transcript is spliced from 6 exons. The record is from RefSeq and is a predicted model, not a curated record. Lineage: Eukaryota; Metazoa; Chordata; Lepidosauria; Squamata; Lacertidae. Bases 53 to 892 code for a protein of 279 amino acids. Gene Ontology annotation, cellular component: membrane.